Molecule: messenger RNA, 1563 nt
Organism: Eremothecium cymbalariae DBVPG#7215
Lineage: Eukaryota; Fungi; Ascomycota; Saccharomycetes; Saccharomycetales; Saccharomycetaceae
Gene: MIC60
Product: Mic60p
Exons: 1
Coding region: 1-1563 (520 amino acids)
Biological process (GO): cristae formation
Cellular component (GO): MICOS complex
Source: RefSeq, a predicted model, not a curated record
AUGCUCAGAUCAAGUACGGUGAUAUCUGGCUGCAGAAGGCUGUCCUCUGGGACGGUUCCGGUGACGAGUAAGAAGACGCAUCGUUUGCGCAGAUUUUUGCUGAAGGUGGUUGUUGGUUCUGCGUUGUUUUAUGGAGGGGGGAUGACGUUGUCGGCGUACAAUCCCAGGGUAAAUGAUUUAUUCACUGAGAAUGUUCCUUAUGCAGAGGAGUUAAUGGACAUUUACGAUAACUACAGGCGGGGCCUACAUCUGUCGGGUCCGACGUUUGAAGUGAGACGCAAGUUGGAUGAGCUGCGUCGGUUUGUUAGAAGUGGUGGGGUUAAGCAGGAGGAAGAGUGGGUGCCUGGUUUGGUGGAGCAGCAUAAGAAGGUUGUGGCGACUGCAGUUCCAGAGUUGGAGCCUCUCAAGCAGCAGAAGUUGGAAAAACUGUUGUUGCCUGAAGUGGAGGUGAACGGCGCUCAGGCGGCGGUGCAGAGACUAAUUGAUUCAUUAAACAGCACGAUUGCAUUGGUGAAUGAAAGGGGGUUAGAAGUGCCGGAAGAAAGUGCAGCUGCGCUCCGUGGAACACACGCGGCUCUCUCGCAAGGUAUCCAUUUGCUAAAUGAGUCUGUCAUGAGUUCAGUUGAGCGUGAGCUAUCAGCACGGACCAGUAGUGCGCUUGAGGAAUUGACGGUUAAGUACGAGUCUGAGAUUAAGUCAAAGGAGCUUGAAAUUUCAGAAAAGUAUAUGAACGACUUUGAGAGUUUUAAGCGUGAGCUUGAGAAAAUAACGAUGGAGCAGCUUCAAACAGAACUCAAGGCUCACGAACAGGCACUGCUGGCAAAACAGCGCAAUGAAAUUGCACAGCUUUCCAUCAGGCAAGUAGAGGAAUUCAACAAGGUUGUGAAGGAAAAAAUCGAUCAAGAAAGGCAGGGACGCCUUGCUAAGCUUCAAGAACUGGACGCGGCUGUGAACUCUCUUGUUCCUGUCCUAGAGCGGUUAGAGAAGCAAGCAGUUAAAAAAGAAUGUGUCACUCAAAUGACGCUUGCCGUACAAGACCUGCAGACCAAAUUGGCACAGACUGGCGAAAACCCUGUGGAUCUAUCUCCUGAAUUAGAGAAACUCAAGCUAUUGACUGACGUUAUUCCAAGAAAGACUAAGAAGUGCUGUUCCUCAACACCUGAGCUGAUGGACAUUGUCGUUGCCGAACUAGAGUCAAAAGCUAGCGGCAAAAUUGCUUCUAACGAACAGUUGUACAACAGGUGGUUAUUACUCCAACCAGAGCUUAAAACAACUUCUUUGUUGCCUCCAAAUGCUGGCUUCUUAGGUCAUCUCACUGCAAAGAUAUUUUCCUUGCUACUAUUCACUAAAGAAGGCUUUUCAACAACCCAAGACAUGGACGCUACCAUCGCGAGAGUUGCAGAGAAUUUGCGUGUCAACAAAUUAGACCAAGCCGUGGCAGAAGCCGUCGAAAUGAAGGGCUGGUCUAGAAAAGUGGCUGACGGAUGGGUGAAGUUGGCCCGCCAGAGAUUGGAAGUCCUGUCCCUUGUCGAUGUCAUUAAUGCUGAAAUAAAGACAUUGUAA